Molecule: messenger RNA, 1617 nt
Organism: Neltuma alba
Lineage: Eukaryota; Viridiplantae; Streptophyta; Magnoliopsida; Fabales; Fabaceae
Exons: 7
Coding region: 1-1617 (538 amino acids)
Cellular component (GO): membrane
Molecular function (GO): protein binding
Source: RefSeq, a predicted model, not a curated record
AUGGCACGGUCGCUCGCUACAACAAAGGAAGAAAGAGAAGAUUUGGAACAGCAAAUAACAAGGAUGAUAUUAAGAGGAGUGGAGAAUUUGGACGUGAUCAGAAGAGAGUUAAAAAGACAGAUUAGGGCAAAGAGGGAGUUUGAGGAGAAAGAAAAAAGACGGGCGGCAGAGGCGGCGGAUGGGGCCGAGGAAGAAGAAGGAAUCACAGUUGAGGUGGAGAAUGCAGAGGAAAACAGAUUGUAUAAAGCUAUAUGUAAAAACAGAUGGGAAAGAGCAAAAGCAUUGUUAGAGAAUAAGCCAAGUGCCUUAACCUCGAAAAUUACUGCUUCUGGCAAAACACCAUUUCAUGUGGCUGCUUUGUUCGGGCAUGUCAAAAUAUUGGAGGAAUUGCUGGAAUUGUUAGACAACCCAGAAUCCCUAGAAACUGUUGAUGAUGUUGGCAAUACUCCACUUUUAAUUGCCACCGUCACUGGAAGCAUUGAAGUUGCCAAAUACCUAGUGGACAAGAAUCCCAAGCUGCUUGGCAUUCCAAACUCAACCAAUGAACUUCCUGCUACACUUGCUCUUCUCAUUGGUCAUCGUGAAAUGGGAAAUUAUCUUUAUUCUCAAACUCCAUUGGAAUACCUCCAACCUAACGACGAUCGCCCUCUUGGUCCUACUCUUCUUCGUUGUUGUUUGGAAACACAAUGUUUUGAUAUUGCUCAUCACUUGCUUAGUAAAUGCCAAGAUUUGCUUUUUGCGUCGGACAACGAGGAUUGGAAGCCAAUUUUUGGAAUCGCAACUAUGAAUUCUACAAUGCCUAGCCCAAGCGAACUUGUCUUUUGGAAACGAUGGAUCUAUGACUAUUUACAUUUUUGCCUUUGUUUCAAUUCGAGGGAGCAGCAUUAUAUGUCUUUUCUCUAUUUGUUUGCUGAUGUGCUAGAUAUAGAUGCGAAUUCAACUCCAAGUUUCCAAAGUGCUUCUUUACCUGUCCAUCAUAAAGACACAAGGGAAAAGGCACAAGGAAAGCUUAUAGGGCCAGCAGUUGCAGCAGGACCUCGUUUGCUUCGACGGCUCAUCUUCUCCGCCUAUAAUUUUGUAGGAAUCAAGAAAUUAAAAGAGCUCAAGUUACUGCAUGCACAAGCAAAUGAAAUUGUUCGGCUAGUUUGUAAGAAUGCAAGCAAAAGAGAUGAAGUGAUCACUGUUGCAGAUGCGUUAUUUCGUGCAGCGAAAGAAGGGAAUGUUGAGUUCGUGGUUCAGAUAUCAAAAGCAAAUCCUGAAAUUUUGCUCAUUGGAGAUAACUCAUAUCGAAACAUUUUCUACCAUGCCAUUGAGCAUCGACAAGCUAGGUUUUUCAGCCUCAUCCAUGGGCUUCGUUUCAAGGACGUUUUUGCUUCAAGCAGAGAUAGAAAUGGAAAUAGCUUGCUACAUGCUGCAGCUACCCAAGCUCCUGCUUCCCUUCUUGACCGCAUCCGCGGGCCAACAUUGCAGAUGCAAAGAGAACUGCAGUGGUUUAAGGAAGUGGAGAAACUAAUACCUACUACUAUUAGGAAAGCACGAAACAGUGAUGGCAUGACGGCGGAAGAAUUAUUCAAACAAAAACAUGAAGGGUUAAUGAUUCAGGAGAAAAUUGGAUAA